Cervus elaphus (red deer) is the source of this 1527-nucleotide messenger RNA. RefSeq names its product retinol dehydrogenase 16-like. NCBI's taxonomy places the organism in Eukaryota, Metazoa, Chordata, Mammalia, Artiodactyla, Cervidae. The coding region runs from base 36 to 989 and encodes 317 amino acids. The transcript is spliced from 5 exons. Gene Ontology annotation, molecular function: oxidoreductase activity. The record is from RefSeq and is a predicted model, not a curated record.
AUCCCAGGCUGUGUGUGUCUGUCCCGUAAGAGGCCAUGUGGCUGCACCUGGCGGUCCUCGUGGGCCUCUACUACCUCUUGCGCUGGUACCGGGAGAGGCAGGUGGUGACCCACCUCCGGGACAAGUUCGUCUUCAUCACGGGCUGUGACUCGGGCUUCGGGAACCUGCUGGCCAGGCAGCUGGACCUGCGAGGCUUGAGGGUCCUGGCUGCGUGUCUGACGGAGCAGGGGGCCGAGCAGCUGAGGAACGAGACGUCAGACAGGCUGCAGACGGUGAUCCUGGACGUCACCAAGACUGAGAGCGUUGCUGUGGCCACCGAGUGGGUGAAGGAGCGUGUGGGGGACAGAGGACUCUGGGGUCUGGUGAAUAAUGCCGGCAUUUGCACACCCAUGGCACCCAACCAGUGGCUGACCAAACAGGACUUCGUGAAGAUUCUGGAGGUGAACCUGUUGGGGGUGAUUGAUGUGACCUUGAACGUGCUGCCCCUGGUGCGGAAGGCGAGGGGCCGUGUGGUCAACGUCUCCAGCGUCAUGGGCCGGGUGGCCCUCUUUGGUGGAGGCUAUUGCAUGUCCAAAUACGGCGUGGAGGCCUUCUCAGACUCCCUCAGGAGGGAGCUCUGCUACUUUGGAGUGAAGGUGGCUAUGAUUGAGCCCGGUUACUUCCUGACCAAUAUGACCCAAGAUGAGGUGUUUAAUGGAAACGUCCAGGCAUCAUGGGAUCAUGCCAGCCCAGAGAUCCAGGAACUCUAUGGAGACAACUUUCUUGCUGACUUCAUGAAGGCAACGGAUUUUCUGAAGGCGCCGUGGGCUGGAAAUCUGUCCUUGGUGACUGACUGCAUGGAACAUGCCCUGACCGCCUGCCAUCCCCGCAGCAGAUACUCGGCUGGCUGGGACGCCAAGUUGUUCUAUCUCCCCAUGAGCUACCUGCCCAGCUUCUUGGUGGAUCUCAUGAUGUAUUGGUGUUCCCCUUUGCCUGCUAAGGCCCUGUAAUCCAAGAGUGGGGUGCAUGGUAGGCAGGAGUUGGGUCGUGGGUGGGGAGAGGACACAAGGAGGGAGGGAAAUAGAGUGGAGAGGGGGAUUCUCACGGAGCCAGAACACACAUUCCACCUCACUCCCCACCCAAUCCCCAAGCUUUGCUUGGGUCAUUGCUUAGGACUCGGGGACAGUAGGAAGAAAGAGACAAAUUGUCCCCGGGGAGCUGGCGUCAGCUGAUCAUGUCUCCAUUCUGUCCCUUGUGUGUUAUGCCCCACAUCAGCUGUGAAGAGCCAUACUGUGGCGAGGACAUGAGACACUGGGGGCUUCAGUCCCUGUGCUUUGGCUCUGUCUACCGUUCCAGAUGAAUCUUUCCCGUGUCCUAUCUCCCUCUUCCCCAGGACGGAAAUGAUGGGCAGGGGGAUAAAAGCCCCUCUUCCCUGGAGGUGUCUGUUGACAGUGGGGGGUAUCCACCAGCCUGAUCCAAUAGCCUGGGUGCCAGUGCAGUGGCCUUGGCAGGUUUGGACACGGAAACCAGGUUUUGAUCCAUCUUGGA